AUGUUUAUUACACAAAGGGAGAGUACAUGGAUGGGUUCGGAAGGCAUCGGCAAGGGCAGAAGGAACAAGACCUUCGUCUCGCGUGACUUCAAGACAAGCAAGCAUGACUACGAGAACGAGUUUCCGUGGUUUUGGAUCGACAUGGAGACGACGGGUCUGGACACGGACACGAACUUGAUCCUUGAAAUUGUGAUGGUCGUCACCGACCGAGACCUGAACGAGAUCGAUUCCAUGCGGCUCGUCCUUCACCACCCCCACUCAAUCCUGCUGGCCCGUUCCAGCGCGUGGUGCAGAAGGAAGUUCUGCCACCGCAGGGAAGGGGGAAAUGGGUUAUUCGAGGCUUGCCACUUCAGCGCUCUCAGUCACCACGAGGCGGAGUACAGGAUGUGGAACUUCUUCGACCAUUAUUCCAAAGACGUCGGCGGCAGGUACGACACGACACAGAUUACGUCUAGCCAGCCGUUCUUUGAUAGAACUCUGGGCGCCAACGGAACCUUUCUCGGCGCAUCCGACGCGUCACGGUGCCGCCACCAACAGCAACCUCGGCGAAGCAAUUACAAGAAGUGCCUGCUGGCGGGUUCGACCGUCUACUUCGACCGUAUUUUUCUGCUGAAGUACUUCCCGUGCCUGAAAACGUUCUUCCACUACAGAGUCGUCGACGUCUCUACCCCGCUGGAGAUGGUGCGUCGUUGGAGGCCCGACGUCGCCGCGAAGCUUCCCCGGCGCAACGGAUCACACCGCGCCUACGACGACAUACUUGACUCCAUCUCGCUGAUGAAAUUUUUCAAGGAGACCUUUUUGAAUGGAUAG
Messenger RNA from Ectocarpus siliculosus, 810 nucleotides. The record is from the annotation of a GenBank genome assembly. NCBI's taxonomy places the organism in Eukaryota, Phaeophyceae, Ectocarpales, Ectocarpaceae.